CUCAAACUCUCCACAGACCGCAGUUCGGUGUCGAGAAUAUAUUUUAGUAUUUACCACAAUAAUAUUAUGAUACUUUCAUGACGAAUUUGAAAUGUUGGCAUGUAAUAUUAUGGUUUCACGUCGGACGUUUAAUGUGUAAAUAGCCAUUGCUUUUGCCAUUCCAAUGGCUGCCAAUUGUGAGAAACGGUUGUUGAAACAAUUUCUUGACGGGAUCGAAACAAAUGUAUUAUGCAAAAUCGUCCGAUCUAUCUACCACGGUGGUGGAAUCUCUGUGAAUACCAGAGAAGAUGCUGAAUUGUUACUAUUGUCUCAACCUACUGUGCGGGUAUUGUCCAAUAAAAAGGUACAAAUAACUGCGUUGUUGAAAUUUUUAAUUUCAAAAGGCUUAAUACCUACUACUGAUAUGACAAAAGAAGAUUUGUGUUUGGCUUUUAAGUCAUUAAUCGAAAGUCAACCAGACUAUAUAAGACCGCCAGUACAACCAAUUCAAAUGUCUGUCCCUAAUAAUAUGCUUGCAGUUUCUCAGAAUAAUAAUAUGAUGCAUACUCAACCAUAUCAAACAGCCAUCCAACAGAUGCCUAUGCCAACACCAAUUACUAGUGCCCUAGAACCCAAUACAAAAUCUCGAAAAGAUCAUGAUAAUGAAUUACUAGAAGAAUUUAUUGAAAUGUUUGCUAAACAUUUUUAUGAUUUAUUAAAUGAUCUUGGCAUCCCAGGAAAAAAUCAACUGGACUGUCGUCAUUUUUAUGAAAAUUGUACAAUGUCGUUGAAAAUUCUUGGUGGCAGCAAUGAAAUCCAUGAAACUUGUGAAGAUUCCACAUCUGUAUUGCAGUGCUUGUUAAGUAUCAAGAAAGAACACAUACUUUUUUUUUCACCACAUUUAGGCGAUGUUAAAUGGAAAAAAGAGUCACACGGUUUAGUAAAAGUGCAUAUUGGUGGUACACUCCAUCAAGGUGUCGGAAGAAUGGUUGGAAUGUUUGAACAGCAAUUCAUACUUAGAGAAGAUCCUCAAGCAGAAAACACAUGGAAAAUUCUUAACACCAAUUUUAUGAUGAAAAGUAUGGACUUAAUAACAGCUGGACCUAAUUUAAGCAUUCAAGGACCUCAUCAAGCUAACCAUUUACAAAUUGAUAAUGUGUAAUUGUGCUGUCAGUAAAUUAGUGGUUCAUCGUACACAUCAGGACAGGUAUAAGCAUGUGUAGUGGUCCAGCCUACAUAUUGUGGAGUACAAUGGUGAUAGACGACAAGGACACAAGGUGUAAUAAUUUCUAAGUCAAUUUUGAUUAUUUUGAACAUAGACUUUAUUUGGCAUGUAAAACUGAUAGAAUAAUUUAUAACACUGAAAUUUCUUCAGAGAGUCGACUGGCGUGAAGGUGCUUGUACUGGCUCUGGUAAAUCACGUCUGAAUAGCGGUUGGCUGGGUCCCUGUUUUAUAAGAGCCUAAACUCCACUCCUCUCCUAUCGAUAAGAUAGCGCUGACCCCGUUUACUAUUGCACGUGUGCGUACGAGUUCCAAGAAAUGGUCUCUUCCUAUGCGGCUGUUGAUAUCGAUAUUUGGCAUUGUAUUAUUCAAUGGAUAUGUAUUAUAAUAUUACAAUAUUAUAUUGUUAAAAAACACUAAAUUAUCUCAAUAAAGUUGAACAACAAGUUUUAGCUAAAGAAAACAAUAUUAUUUAUUAUAACUAUCAUUUACAAUACUUAGGGUU
Messenger RNA from Myzus persicae (green peach aphid), 1706 nucleotides. RefSeq lists its product as uncharacterized. The transcript is spliced from 4 exons. Bases 164 to 1141 code for a protein of 325 amino acids. The record is from RefSeq and is a predicted model, not a curated record. NCBI's taxonomy places the organism in Eukaryota, Metazoa, Arthropoda, Insecta, Hemiptera, Aphididae.